This is a messenger RNA of Xyrauchen texanus (razorback sucker), 4671 nucleotides long. Its product is annotated as N-acetylneuraminate 9-O-acetyltransferase-like. Lineage: Eukaryota; Metazoa; Chordata; Actinopteri; Cypriniformes; Catostomidae. Gene Ontology annotation, molecular function: N-acetylneuraminate 9-O-acetyltransferase activity. The record is from RefSeq and is a predicted model, not a curated record. The transcript is spliced from 18 exons. Bases 239 to 2761 code for a protein of 840 amino acids. Gene Ontology annotation, cellular component: Golgi membrane.
GCUCUGUCUUUAUCAGCGUUCCGCCCAUACGGUUUAUUUGCAGGAAACAUAAUCAUAAUCCAACUGGGUGGAAGGUUCAGGAUAUAUUAAACAUUUACGAUUUCUGUUUUCCUCCAGUUAGACAAGUGGAAGUUUUUCACCCCAAAAGUAGGACUGAUUUGAGAACUGCAAUAUUGCUAAUAUAUAUUAUAUUGCAGAACUUUAAACGGUUAAAAAGCGAAAGGGAAAUUCUUCAGAGAUGGAUAUGAAAGCUGAGACAGCCGAAGCACUAGGAGCAGUAUCGCACUGCACUACAUCCUCGAGAGAAGCUGCUGAAGCAGAUGAGGGUAGCGGGGAUGUGCUGCUCCGCUCUGCCUCCGUCAGCUCCGCCGCGGCUCGUCUGUCUGCCUGUUGUCAUGGAGGAGCCAAGAUGGCGGUCCUGGCCUAUAGCCUAGGCAAACGGGAAAUAAACCAGUAUUUCACGAUUAAAAAUGCCAAAUUGCUGUCUAUCGUCGCUGUCGUCCUGCUCACUGUGUGUCACACUGCUUCUCGGCAUUAUGGAGGCAGUGACACAUGUGACUGGCUUUUAUCCAGUGGAAGCUUUUUAGGGGACAAUGUCUGGCAGCCCUAUGGCUGCAUGUUGCACAAGUACAAAAGCACUGAAGCGAAGACUUGCCUCAGAGAGAAGAGAAUAGCCUUUGUAGGAGACUCAAGAAUACGUCAGCUCUUCUAUUCUUUCAUCAAAAUGAUCAACCCUGAGGUGAAGGAGGAUGGCAACAAGCAUGAGAACAUCCCCUAUGUAGAUCGCGAAUCCACUGUGAACUUCCUGUGGUAUCCUGAAGUGAAUAAUUCAUUGAAGGAGCAGUUGAUGUCAUGGGCAGAGGGAUCCAGUCCCAAACCACAUGCCAUCAUCCUCGGCGCUGCUACAUGGUCCAUCAAGUUGCAUAACGGCAAGAGCGAGGCACUUUUUCAGUACAAAGCAAACCUCACGGGUAUAUUAGACACACUGGAAAAACUGUCUGAGCAGAGUGAAGUCUAUUGGGUUCUGCAAGAUCCUGUUUAUGAGGAGGUGCUCAGUGAAAGCCGAAAGAUGAUCACAAAUGAACAGAUAAACUUGUAUAACGAGGCAGCAUUUAGUACUCUGAAUAACAGUAAGAAGAAAGUCAAGAUCCUAAAAGCCUCUCGGCAAGCUGCCAUGGAGACCAUUUCCAAAUCGGUUGACGGUCUGCACCUCCCUGAGAGCACAAGGGAUGUUGGUGCCAUGAUACUGAUGAACUCCAUGUGCAACAAGAUCCUGAAGCCCAUUGAUGGCUCUUGCUGUCAGAAUACUCCUCCCCUAAGUGUUCUUCAGAAGCUGGCUGCUGCUCUUUUUCUGGUGUCCAUCAUCAGCUUUCUCCUCCUGGGCUGUAGUAAACAUCAUAAUAGUAGGCCCAUUCCUGAUGAGGAGAUUGGAGAGGAGAAGAAACCCCCUACUGCUGCGGGUCAAUUCAGCCCAAAGAGACCAUUACUGGCCAUCUGCAAAAUGAGCCUUAUCAUGUUGUACUUCUACCUGUGUGACAGGGCAGACAUAUUCAUGAAGGAACAGAAAUUCUACACGCAUUCAACCUUUUUCAUCCCUCUCAUCUACAUCUUCGUUCUGGGUAUCUUCUAUAAUGAGAACAGCAAAGAGACCAAACUCCUGAACAGAGAACAGACAGACGAAUGGAAGGGUUGGAUGCAGCUGGUUAUCCUCAUUUAUCACAUUUCAGGAGCUAGCGCUUUCAUACCUGUGUACAUGCAUGUCCGUGUCCUGGUAGCUGCGUAUCUCUUCCAAACAGGAUAUGGACACUUCUCAUUCUUCUGGCUGAAGGGUGACUUUGGACUCUACAGAGUGUGCCAGGUUCUCUUCAGACUCAACUUUCUUGUGGUGGUACUGUGUCUGGUUAUGGACAGGCCUUACCAGUUUUAUUACUUUGUGCCUCUUGUCAGUUUUUGGUUUGUAGUUAUUUAUGCCACAAUGGCAAUGUGGCCACAGAUUCUUCAGAAGAAAGCCAGUGGUAGUGGAUUCUGGAAUCUGGCAGUUUUGUUGAAACUUCUAGGUUUACUUCUUUUCAUUUGUUUCUUUGCAUACUCACAGGAACUCUUUGAAGGUAUUUUCUCAGUGUGGCCUGUUUCAAAGCUCUUUGAGCUGCAAGGUAGCAUCCAUGAGUGGUGGUUCAGGUGGAAACUGGAUCGAUUUGCUGUGAUCAAUGGAAUGCUCUUUGCCUUAAUUUACCUGCUGCUCCAGAAAUUUCAGCUACUGUCUGAAGGCAAAGGAGAGCCUCUCUUCUCUACCAAGAUCUCCAACUGUCUGCUCUUUGUCUCUGUUGUUUUUUUUAUAACAUAUUCCAUUUGGGCCAGUGGGUGCAAAAAUAAGUCGGAAUGUAAUGAGAUGCAUCCAUACAUUUCUGUUGUCCAGAUUCUGGCUUUUAUUUUGAUCCGGAAUAUUCCAGGAUACGCUCGCUCUUUGUACAGCUCAUUCUUUGCAUGGUUUGGAAAGAUCUCCUUAGAGCUCUUUAUAUGCCAGUAUCAUAUUUGGCUGGCAGCGGACACCAAGGGCAUCCUGGUCCUCAUUCCUGGAAGCCCCACUUUGAACAUUAUUGUCAGCACAUUCAUCUUUGUCUGUGUAGCUCAUGAGAUCUCCCAGAUCACCAAUGACUUGGCCCAGGCAGCUAUUCCAAAAGAGAGUGGGCCUCUACUGAAGAGACUGUUAGGGGCAGGAGUUUUUCUAAUGCUGGUACUCUUUCUGGGACAGUAUCAGUAAUCCGGGUACUAAGGGCAAUCAGAGACACUAACACACCUCGUCUGGGUGAGGAUCAAUUUGGAUCUCACCAAAAUGUGUGUGUAAAAGAAGGAAAUGUGACCAGCCAAGAGCUUUCCUUUUUUUAGGAAUCGAUCACUUUUCAAGGAAUUCUUAAGGCACUGGUCUGUAUACAAAACUCAAACUAGAAUAGACGCCAAGGUCCUUGGAGCAGCACUGAUAUGGAUGAUUAGACUCUGAUCAAACAGUCCUGUCAAACACCGAUUCUAAAGCCGGAUGUUUGCUGUUGACACAUCACACAUAGGCUAUGUGUGUAAUUUCCUCAUCAGGCAGAUAAGAUUAACUUGCUUCAUCCACCCUUCUCUCAUAGCUCUGAAAUGUGUGUUUUAUGGACCGUAUUUAAUAAUUUAAGACUAUUUUGUACAGGGGUGUGUGUUUGUGUCUUGUUGUUUUUCCCCAUUCUUUUUUUUAUUUUGUACUCCAUGCCCAUGGCUGCAAAAUGUGAAGGAGUUCUACAUUCCUGCCUCUCGCCGCAUACAACUGACACUGUGGCAUGUUUCAUCAGCACAUGCACCAAAUGUUUCUUUAAAAACAAUGAUUUCAGUUCAUACCACAUCAGCAGCUUUAUUGUUCUUUGGGAAGAUGCAACCUGAACAGGUUCUUCUCUAGAUUAUUAAAGGGACAGUUCACCCAAAAAAUUAAAUUCUGUUAUUUACUCAUCCUCAUCCAAACCUUUAUGAAUUUCUAUCUUAUGUGGAACACAAAAGGAAAAGUUAAAGAAGAAUUGGGUUCCAUGGAAGAAGGUAAGUCAUAGAGUUUUGGAACAUGAGUAAAUGGUGACAUUUUCAUUGGGUGAGCUUUGCCUUUAAUUUAAAAGGUAGACUUGAAAUAACCGAAGAAAAAAUGUGCUUUGAUCUAUCAAUUAUAUUUAUAAUGAGGGCACUAUUUCAAACAUAAUCCCCUCUUUACCCUUCUUCAGUUGCACUAAGUGGAGUUUCUCCCCUACAAACUUGAAGGCACUAAAGCCAGUACUGUUACUGUGGUCUCAUCCUUACCACAUGGGUUUACUCCCUUUAUAUGAAUUCAGCUUAAUGUUAGAGCCAGCUUUGUCUACAAUCAGUGACCUCAUUAUAUAUUGCUCAAUGUACAUCUUCAUAUCCUCUCAAACUGUUUGAAAUAAGGUAACUAAAGCGUGGUGUUUAAAACUUGAUGUCAUUUUAAAAAUAUAUAACAUGUAUAAAACAAGUUGAAUUGAAUUAUCAGUUUACUGGUAAUAAUUUUCUGUAAAUAUAUCCUACAUUAUGUGCCAUUGAGAGACAAAAGACAAAUGUAUUGUUAGAGGCUCUAUUCAGUCUGAUUUUAAUAGGGGUACUUAAAACUAGUAGUUAUAGUUAAAAAUACUGACAUUUUGGCUGAAAAGUCACAUCACUAUAGAAGCGAUCACAUUUGUAAUUUACAAUUUUCAUUGCAGUUUAAUGUUUGUGAAUUGAAAAGAAGCUAUGAGGCAUAUUCAGAUGUUGGCAUCUUAUGUACUUGGUCUACUGAAUAUAAAACUUAUUGGCAUUUUAUAUAAUCAGUUAAGAUGCUAUUACUUUUUUCUAAGCAAAACAAAAGCUAUACAGAUUAAACUGACGCAAGUGCUAUCAACUGGCACGUCCAUUAAAUUGUAAAUGUGUUUUUAUUUUUAUUUUUUGAAGACUAACUUGCUUAUGUUCAUAAUUAAAAUUAUUUGUAUAGUUUGGUGUAGGUUUUAUUUAAAGAAAACCUGAAGGUCUCAAAGGAGUUGUGUAAGCGUUUUUGUUAAAAGAAAAUGUGGAAUUAUUCAUGUUCAUUUGGAAAUGCCUUCAUCUUAUUGUAGUCAAUGUUAAUGAUAAACUAAUCCUUAAAAACAUGCAAUAUUGUAAAUUUGUUUU